Messenger RNA from Oryza brachyantha (malo sina), 1368 nucleotides. Its product is annotated as 5'-3' exonuclease. Gene Ontology annotation, molecular function: DNA binding; 5'-flap endonuclease activity. NCBI's taxonomy places the organism in Eukaryota, Viridiplantae, Streptophyta, Magnoliopsida, Poales, Poaceae. Gene Ontology annotation, biological process: DNA replication, Okazaki fragment processing. The coding region runs from base 25 to 1095 and encodes 356 amino acids. The transcript has 5 exons. The record is from RefSeq and is a predicted model, not a curated record.
CCCACCAAACCGAGCGCCAUCGCCAUGGCGGCGGUGCCACUGCCACCUCCCGCCGCGAGCAUGGCGCAGCCACUAGCUGCGGUCGCCGUCGCGGUGGCGAGACUUCGGCCAUUCCGCCUCUGUGCGACCCCGCACGCCUCCGUGUCGUCUUCGCCCUCUCCUUCCACCUCGGCCGUCUCCAGCCCGCCGCCGCCCGCGAGGCAUUCCCGCAAGCAGCUGGUGGGCAGGGACGGCGCCCCGGCGAAGCCCGCGGCGAAACCUCGGGUGUUCUUCCUCGACGUCAACCCUAUCUGCUUCCGCGGAUCCCAACGCAGCCUCAGCGCCUUCGCGCGCUGGCUCGCGCUCUUCUUCGCGCACGUCAGUCUCCGCGACCCCGUCGUCGCCGUUUUGGACGGAGAGGGUGGGAACGAGUACCGGAGGCGGCUGCUCCCGUCCUACAAGGCACACCGACCUCGCGGCCCUGGUACAGGCGCCGACUCGCGCGUCGUCGACGUUCUUCGCGAGUGCAAUGUUCCGGUUGUCAGAGUCGACGGGUACGAGGCAGACGAUGUAGUGGCUACUUUAACAGAGCAAGUUUUACAGAAAGAUUAUAGAGUUGUCAUCGGCUCACCAGACAAGGACUUCAAGCAGCUGAUAUCUGAAGAUGUCCAGUUAGUUAUGCCCAUUCCUGAGAUUGGCCGUUGGUCCUUCUAUACGCUGAGGCAUUAUAUUGCACAGUACAAGUGUGACCCAACUGCAGAUUUGAGCCUCAGGUGCUUCAUUGGUGAUGAAGCAGAUGGUGUGCCAGGAAUCCAGAACCUUGUUCCUGGUUUUGGUCGAAAAACUGCAGUAAAACUACUAAAGAAACAUGGUUCAUUGGAAAACUUGCUUCGUACAGCUGCAGUUAGAACCGUUGGCAAGGAUUAUGCUCAGGAUGCCCUAGUUAAGCAUGCAGAUUACCUUCGGAAAAAUUACGAAGUUCUCAGCUUAAAGAGGGAUGUAAAUGUACAGCUUGACGACAGAUGGUUAUCCACAAGAGACUCGCGCAAUGACAGCAGUGUUUUGUCUGACUUCAUCCUUAAAUUUAACGAAGGGCAGAAGAUAAAUAGCAGGUAGUCAAUUUUCGUACCAACCAUGUUUCUUCAUCACAAUCUCUAUGUAAAUUAAAACAAAAUAGAGAUGAAUUGAUAAUUGGAAUACUAGUUAGAAAUAAUUAUUUCUUGCCAAUUUGUUGUGCCAUUUGCUUGUUUCAGGGUUUUCAUAGACUGUAGUAUGAAAGUAUCUAUCUAUCAACCAAUCAUACUAUAAUGAUACCUCGAAAGUCAUCAUGUUCACUCUAGAGGCUAGAAAUUACCACAUUAAUCCAAAAAUAAAAGGCAAAAUUUGCUA